AUGGCAUCGAGCUCAAGAGCCGGCGGAAAAGCACCCUCACGCAAUCUAGAAUAUGAUGACGCUGCUACAAAAGAAUACAUUGCGUGGAUCUGGGAAACCACCGGGGCUCAUCCUAGCCGCCGCAGGCACAUUGAUCAAGACCAAUUCGACAACCCCCUUUCUUCCGAGCCAACCGUCGGGCAGCGAGCUGCAUUUCUUCUUGAUCGAGUUGCCAACUACAUGGCAUACUUCUCUGGCACUUCAGAAUCUAUUUGGAGUGAAUUUCGUCUAGACUUUGAUGGAUGGUUAGAAGAAGACUUUACACCAUUGGCUUGUCCUACACUACAUUCCAUCACCUUGUCUAAACUAAAAGAUGUUCUCCACUAUUUCACAGAUAAUGCACAAGGUGAGCUUCAUGCUCGAUACCCGACAGUCAAGUCUGAAGUAAUUGAAACCCCACAUAUCAGCACACUUCGUUCCGCCGAACCUCCCAAGUCUACCUUCCCCAACACUAGAGCGCCCUUAAGGAAUAAUGGCGACAUUGCAAUCCAAACCCAUCAUGACGACGUCAAUGAUAUUUUACGAACUCCUACUAACACACGUACCGCCCCAAUCCCACAGGGGGAACCUCAAUAUCCCCCAUGUUCACAGCGUAUCCAAAGGCCAUUGCAUUAUCUCAGUGUUGCUCCGUUGUUUGUUGAUCAAGUUCCUAUUGCUAGUCACCUACUAGACCCGCUUAACCCUAACCAUCUGGUCAUUCCAGAGGACAAUAAUGAGCCACUGGAUUCUCGGAAGAUUGAGACAUUUAGCAAAAUCUGGAAUAAGGAAUACAACUUCACGGGCGCAGCUUACAACAUUUUAGACAACACUGUGCGCCAGUUUCAACUCACUUGUUCCCAAAUUGACAUAGCUCCAUUGCAACUGCAUGCUAUAUUCCGAAUGACGUUAUUGGGUGCGGCGCAGAAAUGGUCGUUGUAUUCCCUUAGCAAUUCUGCCAAGUUUUGCAAUAUGUACCUGAUACUGAAAAGUCAUUUUGACACAAGCAUUAAUCACUCUUGCUACCACAAUGACUGGAUUUCAAUCACUUUUCAUUCGGCUAGGAAUGACAAAGAAUGUUUGCAAAAAGAUCUUCCUGGUGUCUUGGACUUCUUGCUCAAUUGUUUGAAACUUUGUCAACGGGCUCUAGAGCAACUAUGUAAUGAUCUACAAAAUGCACUAUUCCAGGCAAUGCAACCCUCUGUAAGCCACUUUGUUGUUGAUCAGACCAAUGACGCACCAGAUAUUAAUUAUAACAAUCGAAAGUAUAAUUCUAAUUGCCUUCCUCGUGGUCAGAAUAGAAACAACAUCCACCGAUUUCGCAAUAAUGAUUACAAGCAAAGCUAUAAAAGUAGUUGUUGCCAGCACAGUAACAAUGAGAAAUGCUACAUUUGUGGUAAGCAAGGUCACUUUGCCCUCGAUCAUCCUCAACACGAGCAGGCUGAACAUUGCCGCAAAUACAAUGAUGACCACCGCUUCAGUCGAACAAUGAAGCCCUACCCGCAAUUUUUGCUGGAUUUUGAAGGAUUACCCCUGGAGAGCUCAGAUACUAUAGCUCAUAAAAAUGCUGUUGACAAUUUUAGUGAAGAUGAGAACAGCGAAAACGACUUGUUUAUGAGUGCCGCCUCUUUUCUCAUCAACGAAUCUGCGCGCUACCGUCUCACAGACUACAUACCGCCAUCACUUGAGUCCAAUUCACCAGUUCCUACCGAACAAUUUGUUCUUGAUUGA
Molecule: messenger RNA, 1746 nt
Organism: Blumeria graminis f. sp. triticale
Lineage: Eukaryota; Fungi; Ascomycota; Leotiomycetes; Helotiales; Erysiphaceae
Source: the annotation of a GenBank genome assembly